GGGGAUUGUUGCCAAUAAUGAAUCCCUGAGAUGGUGGGGUUCUUCUUCUAUCUAUAAAGCAAAGAGAGAAGAAAUUACGGAUUUUCCAUCAUUCCAGAACCGUAAUCUCCAAACCCCACUUCGUCAGAUACUAAAGAAGAAACCAACAGUUUCCAUACUUAGUAUUUCUUCUCUGACUGACUGAUCAGGUUGACAUCUUGACAUUGCAAUCCUGCCUUUUGGUUCCCCAUUUCCAUGUUUGUGGAUUCUUCCUGAUUCAAAGGCAAUCUAUUGUGUCUUCAUAGCUCAGUUUUUGAGCCUCAUCAGUUGCAACUUGCAACACAAACUUUAUCUAUAACUUGGUAUCUCUAAAGGACUCUCAGCAUUGAUCAAAAUGGGCCUCUCUAGUCUCCCAGCACCAUCUGAAGGAGUAUUAUGUGUCCUUCUGGUGAACACUGUAUUGUCAAUUUCCAUAUUCAAAGGCAUUGUAAGGACAAUCCUGCACAUUGUUGGCAUCCAUCUUCCAUCAUCCUCCACUUCACCCUCUUCACCAGAUCCCUCCCAAGCCGCACCUGAGUCAUUUGAAUUGCAUCUUAGUCCCUCGGAGAGUUACAUUGAAGAGUUCAGAAGCCGGACACCGACACUUCGGUUUGACAGUGUGUGCUGCUCUAAACGACUUGAACAUGACUGCUCUGUAUGCCUCACUCAGUUUGAACCCGAAUCAGAGAUAAACCGCUUAUCGUGCGGUCAUCUCUUCCACAAAGUGUGCUUGGAGAAGUGGCUGGACUACUGGAACAUUACAUGCCCACUUUGCCGGACUCCCUUGAUGCCCGAAGAUGACACACCUUGCUUUCAGUAAGCAAAACAAGUGAGCAUGCCAAUAAGAGAGAGUUUCAUGUACAGUGUAGUGUACAUAUUCUUGAGGGUUUUUGAUGUUCAUGCAUCUGAGUUCUGCCACCUUUUUAAGUUUUAACCUUUUUGCCUUUUAUGGUCUAGAGUUUGUGGAGGGUUUUGCUUUCCCUUCUUCUGUCUGUGCUCUUUAGCACAAAUGAGGAGUAUACUUUUUGCUUGCAUGUUAUGUUUGUUCACAAUGCCCACCUUGUUUGGACCUCAGAGCCUUAAUUCUAUAUUUGGGCAUUUUGAUCCUAAUUUGGAAGCAUGGAUUGUAGAAUCCAUUUGUUUUGCCUUUCAAACUCUCCUCACCAUGUAUAUAUAGUGUGUAAAUAGCUUUGGUUGCCACAUAAUAGAGUAUAUUUUGUUUAAUUUA
This is a messenger RNA of Glycine soja, 1246 nucleotides long. Its product is annotated as probable E3 ubiquitin-protein ligase XERICO. The transcript is spliced from 2 exons. Lineage: Eukaryota; Viridiplantae; Streptophyta; Magnoliopsida; Fabales; Fabaceae. The record is from RefSeq and is a predicted model, not a curated record. The coding region runs from base 374 to 838 and encodes 154 amino acids.